This is a messenger RNA of Boleophthalmus pectinirostris (great blue-spotted mudskipper), 636 nucleotides long. RefSeq names its product stonustoxin subunit beta-like. The record is from RefSeq and is a predicted model, not a curated record. The coding region runs from base 1 to 636 and encodes 211 amino acids. Gene Ontology annotation, molecular function: protein binding. NCBI's taxonomy places the organism in Eukaryota, Metazoa, Chordata, Actinopteri, Gobiiformes, Gobiidae. The transcript has 2 exons.
AUGCACUUUUGUAAAGGCGAGAGUGGGGUGGGAUAUGGAAGACAUUUCAAGACAUUGUCAAAUUCUGUGGAAAAAUAUUUCUGUGAUCUCACUCUGGAUCCAAACACAGCGGACAGAAACCUCAAACUGUCUGACAACAACAAGAAGGUGACACGUGUGAGAAAGGAGCAGCUGUAUCCAGAUCAUCAGGACAGAUUUGACUACUGGCCUCAGAUUCUGUGUUCCACUGGUCUGACUGGUCGAUGUUACUGGGAGCUCGAGUGGAGUGGAGGGGUUUGUGUAUCAUUGUCUUACAGAGAAAUCACAAGGAAAGGAGGUGGUAUUGACACUUUGCUUGGAGGCAAUGAUCAGUCCUGGAGUCUGGAGUGUUCUAAAGGUGGUUUUUCUGUUUGGCAUAAUUACAACCACACACCCCUCCCUCAGCCCUGGUCCUCCUCUUCUGGGAGAGUAGCAGUGUUUGUGGACUGUCCUGCUGGUUCUCUGUCCUUCUACACAGUCUCCUCUGACCAACUGACCCACCUCCACACCUUCAACACCACAUUCACUCACACUCUGCUCCCUGGGUUUAAGCUCUGGUGGUCUGACUCCUCAGUGUCUCUGUGUGCUCCAACAGAGUCUCUACUCAAUGUAAAAUAG